AUGGAAAAACAGAAAUAUGAAUUCCUUCUACAAUAUUCAAAAGUGGCGGGUAUUCAUGAUAAACAAGAAAGUUUAAAAUAUAGUAUUUUGAAAACGGUUCGAGCUAUCGAACGACAAACAGCCAUUUUACAAAUGUACGAUCCAAUUAAACAACGAUUAGCACGUAAUUUAGAUCGUGAAACUGGAUCAUUCAUUUGGCUUCAAUUAAUUAAAGAAGCCAUACAAAAAAUGUCUGCACGAAUAACAGAUUCGAAUGGAAAACAAACAAUGUUACAUCAAUGUCGAGAAUACUAUCGAAAUAAUGAAAAAGAACUAAAGAAUAUUGAUGAAUUCGAACGAACAUAUAGUGCAGAUCAAGCAAUCACAUGGUAUACAAGAGAUAGUUUUAUUUAUAAAAUGAUCAAUAAAGCUCUUCGUACGGAAGAUGUCGAAGUAUUGUACACAUUUCGUUUUUAUAUUAUGGAUCUCUGUGCAUAUCUUGUUGAAAACAGUGAAUUACUAAGACAAUAUACAAUGACAACAUCUCUCACAGUCUAUCGUGGUACGAAACAUUCUUAUGAAGAAAUUAAAUGUUUGAAAGAUAGCAUUGGGCAACUUAUAUGUGCUAAUGCAUUCUUAUCGGCUAGUCGUCUGAAAGAAGUGGCCGAAGUUUACGCUGGUCUCGGCAAUGAUAAUAAGUCAAACAAUGAUUUGGAGUCUGUUAUUUUCGAAAUUGAAAUUGAUUUAAAUACAGAGCCUCAUGUUGUUGUUGCUGAUGUAUCUUGUUUUAGCUAUUUCAAAGAUGAAGAAGAAGCUCUAUUCGAUUUAGCAACUGUAUUCGAAGUUCAAUCGAUGUAUUAUGAUGAUCAAGUCAAAUUAUGGACAUGUCAUAUGAAAACAUCAAACAAAGGGUAUGCUAUAGCACAUGAAUAUAUUGAACUCGAACGUACGGAAAUGAAUAAAGACGAUGGAGGCAUUUUCUUCGGUAGUCUUCUCUUUAAAAUGGGUGAAUAUAAAAAAUCGAUCAUUUAUUUUAAUCAUCUGAGAGAAUUAAGGCCAGAUGAUACCUACAUACUGUUCAUGUUGGGCAAAAUUCAUGGUGUCCUCGAUGAAAACAAACAAGCACUUUACUACUAUGAACGGGCCUAUUGUCUUUCAAUGGAAAAAGAUCCACCUGAUUUAGCACAUGCUGCUUUAGUUAACAUCUAUGCUGGUCUUGUCUAUUAUUAUGAAUGUAAUUAUGACAAAGGUCUUUCAAGUUAUGCGGAUUCUAUUCAUAAAUACGGCAUUUUAAAAAUGACUGAACAGAUACCAUUCGCCCAUACUCUCAUAGGACUUGGCUAUGUUCAUCUAGUUCUCGGUUUAGAUAAGUCGGCACUCGAACAUUUUCAACGUGCAUUGCAAAUAAUUCAACGACAAGCACCGUUCGAUCUUCCGAAUUUGUGUCGUGCUUAUCGACAUGUAGCAGCUGGAUUCUGUCGAAUAGGUAAUUAUGAUCAAGCAUUGAAUAUGAUGAAAAUAUCAUUCGAAAUCGGAGAACAAAUUUUUAUUCGAAAAAGUCUUGCAUUUGGUGUUAUUUUCGAAGUAUUCGGUAGAAUUCUCUAUAAGAAAGGCAAAUACGAACAAGCACUUACACACUAUCUAGAUGCUCUCGGCAUUGAUCGAUGUACGAUUUCGCAAGAAAAUAGUCUUGCUACGGUUUUACUUUAUAAUUAUAUUGGCAAGAUUUUUUAUCGAAAAAAUAAGUAUAAUGAAGCUAGUGAGCAAUACGAUAAAGCAUUAGCAAUAUUAACAGCAAUACUUACAACUGAUCAUAUUAAAACUGCUUAUACAUUAAGAAAUAAAAGUGAAGUACUCUUGGCUCAAUGUGAUUUUAAUAAUGCUGAAGAUUGCCUAAAUCGAUCACUUCAAAUGUAUGAACGAAUUUUUGUUCGUCGCGAACAUCGAGACAAAGCCAAAUGCAAUUUUUUAAUGGGUCGUCUCUGUCUGGCACGUGGUGAUGAAGAUAAAGCACUGUAUCAUUUUCAGACAGCCUAUGGAGCAUAG
This is a messenger RNA of Rotaria sp. Silwood2, 2025 nucleotides long. The record is from the annotation of a GenBank genome assembly. Lineage: Eukaryota; Metazoa; Rotifera; Eurotatoria; Philodinida; Philodinidae.